Molecule: messenger RNA, 1323 nt
Organism: Myotis myotis
Lineage: Eukaryota; Metazoa; Chordata; Mammalia; Chiroptera; Vespertilionidae
Gene: SERPINE3
Product: serpin family E member 3
Biological process (GO): negative regulation of endopeptidase activity
Molecular function (GO): serine-type endopeptidase inhibitor activity
Source: RefSeq, a predicted model, not a curated record
AUGACUCUUGAAAGUUACUGCAGUCCUCCUCAUAGUCAGCUCUUUCUCUUUAAAACCAUCAGCAUCUACAUCAAAAGAACCCUCCCUGCCUCCACGCGGCCUCUCCUGUUCUCUCUCUUCCUCCUACACUCCUGCCUCUGCAGAGGAAACCACGACCUCCAAGAGGACCUGACAUCGGUGAGGACUGAGCUUGCACUCCGCCUCUUCCAGAGCAGGGCAGCAGACAGAAAUGGGACAAACCUUGUCAUUUCUCUCGGUGUGGCCAUCCCUCUGGAGAUCUUGCAGUUUGGAGCCCAAGGGAACGCUGGCUGGCAGCUGGCGGAGGCCCUGGGUUACACUGACCACAACUGAACAGUGAGAGACUUCUUGCACACUGUUUAUGACACACUACCCAACUCCAGCCAGGGCACCAAGAAGGGGCUGGCCUGCACCCUAUUUGUGCAAACAGAGAUGCCACUCUCUCCCUGCUUUGUGGAGCAGGUCUCCUGGUGGGCCAACUGCAGCCUGGAGCCAGCCAACCUCAGAGAGUCCGAUAGUAGCACCAUCCAGGCAGAGGCCAGCAAAAGCUCUGCCAGGCUGGGGCCCAGCUGUUGGAGAGAUGGGGGUGGGCUGGGUUGGGAUGUGGGGCCAAAGCAGUGCAGCAUUUCUCAGCUGGCGCCUGUAAGCAUGUCUUUCCAAAGCACUUGGUGGCAGAGAGCCCCCUCUCAGCUCCUGCCUUUCACCUGUGCACAGGGCCUCGUCCUCCAGGUCUCUAUGAUGUACCAAAUGGCUGCGGUCGACUAUGGUGAGUUCCUUCCCAUUCAGGACCCUGUGGGCCAUCAGGUGGGAGUGCUGGGGCUGCCUUACCUGGGAAGUGCAGGGAGUCUACUCCUGGUGUUGCCAUGUGACACAGACACCCCACUGAGCCACACUGAGGCACACCUCACAGCCAGCAUUAUCCACGUCUGGACCUCUAGUCUGAGGAGAGCCAGGAUGGAAGUGUUCCUGCCCAGAUUUAGGGUCCAAAAUCAUGUCAACUUAAAAAAUACUUUCAUUUUUUAGGGAGUCACCGCUCUUUUUGAUCCACUCAAAGCUAACUUGAAAGGAAUUUCAGGCCAAGAUGGCUUUGUUUUUGAAGUGAUCCACAAAGCCAAGAUUGAGGUUUGAGAGGAAGGCACCAAGGCAUCUGCAGCCACAGUGCUAUCGUUACUAAAAAGGUCUCAGAUCCCUAUUUUUAAAGCAAAUCGGCCAUACAUCUUUUCUGAGCACAACACUGGCAUUACAGUUUUUGUUAGAAUCAGCCUCUCUCUAGCAACAAGGGCUCAUUUAUCCACAGUAGCCUAA